This is a messenger RNA of Zea mays, 616 nucleotides long. RefSeq lists its product as uncharacterized. Bases 107 to 394 code for a protein of 95 amino acids. The transcript has a single exon. NCBI's taxonomy places the organism in Eukaryota, Viridiplantae, Streptophyta, Magnoliopsida, Poales, Poaceae. Gene Ontology annotation, molecular function: RNA binding. The record is from RefSeq and is marked validated. Gene Ontology annotation, biological process: RNA processing.
ACUUGGAUCCAAACCCUGACGACGGACGGCUCCCCCCUCGCCCCCACGACAAAUUCCUCCCGUUCCGUUCUUCGUCGCAGAUACACCGGCCGGCAGCAACCACCCUAUGGAGUCGUCGGCGGCGAUGACGAUGGACCACCACCGCGCGGCGCCGUCGCUGUCGACGGAAGAGAAACGGCGGAUCGAGCGGGUGGCCCGGUGCGUGGCGCGGGACCGGGACGGCGGGGACCUCACGGAGAAGCUGCUGCUGCGGCUGCUCGGCCUCACGCGCAACGCCCGCCGCUGGGGCUUCCUCGCGCCGGACCACCCGCUCCACCCCUACUACCUCCAGCACAAGGUCUCCGAGCGCUGCCGGAUCCUCCGCCCGCGCCACGCCGCCGCCGACCGGCGGUGAUCCCAUGCAUAUGCAUGCGGACGUGCAGCGGAUCGACCAUUGAUAGGACUCGAUCGGCCAUUAAAAAAAAACUAUGCGCGCACCACCUGGUCUCCUUCUCUUUUAUGACAUGAGUAAUUGGUAAUCCAACAAUCAUGCAACGGAUUCGGAAAUACAUUGAUGUGCCUAAUUGCAGCGUCAAUUAUAUGAUAGCAGUUGGCCAUUGAUAUUUUUCAGAUUUGA